Messenger RNA from Calidris pugnax (ruff), 419 nucleotides. RefSeq names its product ATP synthase, H+ transporting, mitochondrial F1 complex, epsilon subunit (gene ATP5F1E). Gene Ontology annotation, molecular function: proton-transporting ATP synthase activity, rotational mechanism. Gene Ontology annotation, cellular component: mitochondrial inner membrane. The transcript has 3 exons. NCBI's taxonomy places the organism in Eukaryota, Metazoa, Chordata, Aves, Charadriiformes, Scolopacidae. The coding region runs from base 1 to 273 and encodes 90 amino acids. Gene Ontology annotation, biological process: proton motive force-driven mitochondrial ATP synthesis. The record is from RefSeq and is a predicted model, not a curated record.
AUGCGAUUCCGAUUGGCGGGAGGGAAUCAUUCCGGCUUUGUUGAUUGGCUGGAGCGCAGCGCCGUGGUCGUUCCCCUUCCGGUGGGCGCUGACCUUGCCGGGAGCGCGGCCGCAGCCAUGGUGGCCUACUGGCGGCAGGCGGGGCUCAGCUACAUCCGCUACUCGCAGAUCUGCGCCCAGGCGGUGCGAGCCGCCAUGAAGCCGCAGUACAAGGCGGAGGCGGAGAGGGCGGCGAUGGCCACUGUGAAAACCGUGAAACCCAAGAAGGAGUAAGAUGAGCCGGUCUGUGGUGAAUCACAGUGAACUGCAGAGCUGGAGGCAAACUCAGGACUCUGCAGAACCAUGUCAUCACGUUAACUGUAAGAGUUGCUUCUGUGUGUAAAGCAAUAUGCUAAUAAAAGCAAUUUCUGUUAAAUGAA